This is a messenger RNA of Malania oleifera, 1716 nucleotides long. RefSeq lists its product as uncharacterized. The coding region runs from base 1 to 1716 and encodes 571 amino acids. Lineage: Eukaryota; Viridiplantae; Streptophyta; Magnoliopsida; Santalales; Ximeniaceae. The transcript has 8 exons. The record is from RefSeq and is a predicted model, not a curated record.
AUGCAUAAUAUUUCAAGGGAUUCCAUUGAGACGGAAAAGGCCAUCAUUACUUUGAAAAGUAGGAAGAAAGUCCCCCGACCCAAGAUAUCUAUUGAGAGGCAAAUAGUUACCCUGACAUUGGAAGUAGUAGUUGAGGUAGAUGAGGCCCAAGAGAAAUUAGAGGAAGUAAGCCCAGAAUUGAAGAAGUCAGUCGAUGUGGAGGCCGAGACUAGUAAGGAGUGCCAACCUAUGGUUCUUUCGUAUGCAAAAUUUUUUAGGGACUUGUGCACAGUGAAGAGGAAAUUGAAUAAACUCAAAGAUCUUGGUUCCCCCACCAUCUCCAUUAUGAUUAAUGAAUCUCACAUUGGGAGAGCUCUACUCGAUUUGGGGAGUAGUGUGAACUUGCUACCAUUCUCGAUAUAUGAGCUGUUGGGGUUAGGUGAGCAGAAGAAAACCUCCAUUGUGCUACAGUUGGCUAACAGAUCAGUGAAGAUAAAUGUGUUCAAUGCUUGCAAGAUGCCUAGUGGUUGUGAUGACUCUGAGGUACGUACAGUUGAUGUGGUAGAUCAUUUUGAUAUUUCAGAGUAUUAUCAAAUUACCAUAGCACUAGAGGAUCAAGAGAAGACCAACUUGACCUUCCUUUUUGGUACUUACGCCUUUCGUUGGAUGCCCUUCGGAUUAUGCAAUGCACCUGCUACUUUCCAGCACUGCAUGAUGAGAAUUUUCUUUGACAUUUGUGAAGAAAAGAACUUGUUGUUGAAUUGGAAGAAGUGUCAGUUUAUGGUAAGUAGUGGUUUGGUACUUGGCCAUUUAGUUUCUAAGCAUGAUAUAGAGGUCGACAGAGCCAAGGUAGAGUUGAUUUCCCAGUUACCUAUCCCUAGGACAGUGACGGAUAUCCAUUCCUUCCUUGGCCAGGCCGGCUUUGAUAGGCGUUUCAUUCAGAAUUUCAGUAGUAUUGCUAAACCACUAUGCUCUUUAUUGCAAAAUGAGACUGAAUUUUUAUGGACUAAUGCAUGCCAACAAACUUUUGAGAUACUGACGAAAUAUUUGACCAUGGCACCCAUUAUGCAACCCCCUCGGUGGGACUUGUUUGAGAUUAUGACCAAUGCUUGUGAUUUCGCUCUCAGGGCCAUUUUUGGUCAAAGAGUUGAUAACAAGUCUUCUGUCAUCUAUUAUGCAAAUCGUACCUUGAAUGAUUCUCAGAAUAAUUAUACCACCACUGAGAAGGAGUUGUUGGCAGUUGUGUUUACCUUGGAAAAAUUUUGCUCAUAUGUCAUUGGAUCUCCUAAGUUUGACAUCACCAUUCAAGAUAAAAAGAGAGUAGAAAAUGUUGUAGCUGACCAUCUUUCUCAUUUGCAGCUACCUGAUAUCUUUGUAUCCCUUUCUCCUUUAAAUGAUGAUUUUCUUGAUGAACAUCUUUUUGCAGUGUCGUGCGCCCCUUGGUUUCUUGAUAUUGUGAACUACCUUGUCAUCGAUCGAAUGCCGGACCAUUUGAUAACUCAGAACAAGCGUAAGUUCAUUGUAGAGCAAAUGCUUCUCUAUGACUCCAAAUUGCAUCUGUUUCUUGGGAAACUGAAGUCUCGAUGGGGUGGCCCAUACAUCGUUGAAAAAAUUCAUUCUCAUGGUGCAGUAGAAAUUGUAGAUCCAAAGAAUGGCAAAAGCUUCACAGUCAAUGGCCAGCAUUUCAAGCCUUUCAUGACUCCAUUUGAUCCACAUGAGGAGGUCUUGCUUGUAUAA